AUCGUUAAAGAGCAAGUAUAUUGAUUGUAGAGUGAUCGUUAAUAAGCAUCUUCAAAGUUACUUUCACUAAAAUUGAGUUCCAUGGAAAAGUUAAAACCUUUUCUAGCGAUAUAUCUAUGAAAAUUUUUUAUCUGAAAUGUAUUAUCAUCUUUCCAAUAUUUCGUAUUUAUAAUAUAAACACUAAUUUUAGUUUAGAAGAUUACUUGAUCAUUUAGUCACUCUUACUUUUAUCUGUAUGUCUAUUUUAAUAUAUUUAUUAUUUGUAAUAUUAUAGUUAUGUAGUUUUUGAAAUGAAAAAGUAAAUAUAAUUCAAAGAAACAUAGUAGAGUCAAUUAAUUUACUAUUUUAUUCGCUUACAUUUGAUCUAUAAUCGAUUAAAUGUAAGCGUUAUUCUAUGAUUCUUAAGUUUUAAUAAUUACACAUAAUGGAAAAUAGCCAUCAGUCUGUAAUAAAGUGCUAAAAGUCACAAGUCCAAAAUGCUCUACUAUUUGCUUAAAAAAUGUUUGAGUCAGAGUAGAAUUUUAAUUGUCUUCAUCAGAUGAUCGACAUUAAAAUACAUGAAAUAUUAAUUGAUUGGUUUAAAUGUGUUAAUUAGUACAUCAAUCACCAAAUGGCGUUAUAGGUUUAACAAUUCUCACAUGCGAAGAAUAUAAAAAACAAUACAAAAAACAUGAAUAAAAUUUAAAAUUAAAAAUUAAAAAUAAAAGAAAAAAAAGUGCAUACAUAUAAAGUAGUUUAAAUGUAACAGAGUAUGUGUCUGUGAAUAGGAGGAACUAAAGGAAACAUGUCAUAUAUUUAGGAUGGUUAUACAGUCUAAAAAAGCUUGUACAAUAUUAAAUGGUAAGUUUGCAUAGCAGCAGUAAACUUUUGCUAAAAAAAUAAAAAAGAAUUAUUAUUUUCUCUUAAUUAAUUCUAUAAAUUAUAAUAAUGAUUACAUCUUGCUCAUUUACAAUGAAUGUAUAAUGAAACAAUUUUUCACAAAUUUUUAUUGUGAGUUUUUUUGUCUAUUUUUUUUAAGGCAUUUAUUUAAACAUAAAGAUGAUGAACCACCACCAUACUAUCGAUUCAAAGAAGAAUCACAAUAUACAGAUUUACAAUUUAAAGAAAAACCAGGAAAAGCACCAAUACGUGCAAUAAUAUUGGCAAUUAUGCUAUUUAUUUUGGGAUCAAUUAUGAUAUCAAUUGGUGCUUUAAUGUUAACAGGUUAUAUUAGAACACAGUAUCGUGAUCGUACAUGGCCAUUAAUAUUAGUUGGUACAAUAGUAUUUUUACCCGGAUUUUAUCAUGUUCGAAUAGCCUAUUAUGCCUGGAAAGGAUAUAAAGGGUUUACAUUUGAUGAUAUACCCGAUUUGGAUUGGUAUUGA
Molecule: messenger RNA, 1364 nt
Organism: Didymodactylos carnosus
Lineage: Eukaryota; Metazoa; Rotifera; Eurotatoria; Philodinida; Philodinidae
Source: the annotation of a GenBank genome assembly